Molecule: messenger RNA, 3900 nt
Organism: Vicia villosa (hairy vetch)
Lineage: Eukaryota; Viridiplantae; Streptophyta; Magnoliopsida; Fabales; Fabaceae
Exons: 5
Coding region: 1-3900 (1299 amino acids)
Molecular function (GO): RNA-DNA hybrid ribonuclease activity; nucleic acid binding
Source: RefSeq, a predicted model, not a curated record
AUGGAAGUCAAGUUAUCAGAAGUCGAAUGGUGUCAAGCUAGAUAUGAUCAGUUGAAUCUUAUUGAAGAGAAAAGAAUGACUGCAUUAUGCCACAGUCAGCUUUACCAUGAAAGAAUGAAGAGAGCCUUUGACAAGAAAGUCAGACCUCGAAGAUUCAAGGAAGGCGAUCUCGUGCUCAAGAAGAUAUUACCUCUUCAACCAGAUCCCAGGGGCAAAUUGACUCCCAAUUAUGAAGGCCCAUAUGUUGUUAAGAGAGCCUUCUCAGGCGGUGCUUUGACUCUUACAACUAUGGAUGCGUGUUUGUCUAUUGAUGUGGAGGGAAGGAGUAGUGGCCUAGCAGUUCUUUGGAGGCAUUCUGGUUCUUGCAGUGUGAGUAAUUACACUAGAAAUUUCAUUAAUCUUGUCAUUAAGGAUGAGAAUCGUGGUGAUUGGCGAUUGUCGUGUUACUAUGGCUUUCCCGAGAGAAGCAGGAGAAAGUUGGCUUGGGAUAUGAUUCGGGAUAUUCGUAAUAUGUCGCACUUACCGUGGUGCAUUAUCGGUGAUUUUAAUGACCUUUUGUCGCAAGAAGAUAAGCGUGGGACUCACACUCAUCCUAAUUGGCUCUGUACGGGUUUUCGGCAAGCUGUGACUGAUUGUGAUUUGAUAGAUAUUGCACUUGAAGGAUACCAAUAUACGUGGGUUAGAAGCCGAGGCUCAGCGCAUAUGGUUGAGGAAAGGCUAGAUCGCGCUAUGGCAACGACAGAGUGGUUGGAUUUAUUCCUGCAGGUUUCUCUAAAAAAUCUCAUGGCGGCCCAUUCUGAUCACAAUCCUAUUCUAUUAUCCUGUGAUAUUCUGCAGAGUUACGCCUAUAGGAGGAAGUUUCGCUUCGAGAAUAGCUGGCUGCAAGAACAGGAUAUUGAUGACGUUGUACAUGAGGGGUGGCUGAACGGAGGGAACAUUAAUGUCGAGGGGAGGUUAGUUAAUUGUGCUAAUAGUCUGGAAGUUUGGAGUAGAAAUAGGAGAAGGAGUUUGAGGAGUGACCUUGAUCGUUGCCGAGCUACGAUGGAGUUGUACAGAGGGGAGAAUGAUGAGUUUGCGGGAGAAAGAUUCAUUGAGGCCCAGGCUGAGUAUAAUAAAGCUCUCCUUAAGGAGGAUUUGUAUUGGCGGCAGCGCGCUAAAAUGCAUUGGCUGAGAAAUGGCGACAUGAACACCAAGUUCUUUCAUCAAUCUGCUACUGCAAGAAAGAAUUUUAAAAGGACUCAGAUGUUACAUAAUAUAGAUGGCAGUGAAAUAAAAGAGCAGGCCUCCCUCUGCGACAUUGCCAAGUUUUAUUUUGAAGAGCUAUUUCGCGCUGGUUUCGGAGAUUAUGAUCCGGUUCUUAGCUUAAUCCAACAAAAGAUUACCGAAGCCGACAACACUCAGUUUCUUCAACCUUUAUCUAUGAUGGAAGUUAAGAAUGCCCUCUUUGAUAUGCACCCUGAUAAAUCACCGGGUCCGGACGGUUUCAAUCCCGAUUUCUUUCAAGAAUACUGGGAAGUUUGUGGGGAAGAUAUUUACCAAGCAGCGUUGGUUUGGCUUGAGCGAGGUUUUUUUCCAUCUUCGCUUAAUGAUACUAAUAUUUGCUUAAUUCCUAAGAUUACUAAUCUGAGUACUAUGAAGGAAUUUAGGCCCAUCUCCCUUUGUAAUGUGAUUUAUAAGAUUGUUUCGAAAGCCUUGGCUAACAGACUCCAAAAAGUGUUGGAUAAGUGUGUGUCUGAAGAACAAUCGGCUUUUGUGGAAGGUAGAUCUAUCUUACAUAAUGCGAUGAUUGCUUCCGAAAUCAUCCAUCACCUGAAGAGAAAGACGAGUGGUAGGAAUGCGUCGUUGGCUCUCAAGAUUGAUAUUAGUAAGGCUUAUGAUAAGGUGGACUGGGGUUUCUUGAAGGGGAUGUUGAUGAGAUUGGGUUUUGCGGAUAAAUGGAUCCACUGGAUCAUGAUGUGCGUUACUUCCGUGAACUAUUCUGUGCUUGUUAACACUGAUAGUGUUGGACCUAUAGAACCAGGAAGAGGCUUGAGACAAGGGGACCCACUGGCCAAUCUAUCUGAAGUUCAUCAUAUCAUGAAUAUUCUUGAUUUAUAUGCUAAAGCGGCUGGUCAGGAGAUUAAUCUGACAAAGUCGGAAGUGUUCUUUAGUCGUAACUUGAGCAUUCCUGCGCAAGAGGAUCUUGCUAAGGUUAUGGGUGUUCGUCACGUGUUAGGUACCGGUAACUAUCUGGGGCUGCCUUCUUUGAUAGGUAGGAGCAAAAAGGCAACGUUCUCCUUCAUUAAGGAUCGCAUCUGGAAACGUAUUAAUUCAUGGAGAGGUAGGUCUUUGUCCAGAGCUGGUAAAGAGACUAUGAUAAAGUCAGUUCUCCAGGCAAUUCCAGCCUAUAUUAUGAGUAUCUUUCUUAUUCCAGAUGGUGUGAUCAACGAUAUUGAGAGAAUGAUUAAUUCCUUCUGGUGGGGAGGUGGUUCGAAUGGUAAGGGGAUCAGGUGGAUGGCGUGGGACAAGUUGACAUGUCCUAAGGCAGAAGGUGGUUUGGGGUUCCGGGACUUUAAAGCUUUUAAUAUGGCUAUGGUUGCCAAACAGGGCUGGUUUCUCAUGUCUAACCCUGCAGCUCUUGUGUCCAAAAUUUUCAAAGCAAGGUACUUCCCGAGAUCAUCUUUUUUUGAUGCUAACCUUGGUUUCAAUCCCAGCUUUGUUUGGAGAAGUGUUUGGAAGGCUCGAGAGGUCCUAUCUUUAGGUUGCAGGUGGAGUAUUGGUGAUGGUAACAACAUAAAAGUCAUGAAUGAACCGUGGCUCCGUGGUGCUCGAGAGGGUUGUUUGAAUGGACCUCAAAGGCAUGCUGCCUAUACUUUUUCGGUUAGAGACUUAUUGUUGCCUAAUGUUAAACAGUGGAACAUGAGAGUGCUUCGGGAGGUUUUUGAUCCUCUUGUAAUUAAAGAUAUUUUGCAAGUCCCUCUAUUGGAAGAUGUUACGAUGGAUCGAUUGGUUUGGAAGGAAGAACAUCACGGGGUUUAUAGUGUCAGAUCGGGGUAUCGUAUCGGGAUGAAGGCGAGGAAUAGUAAUAACAGGGGGACCGAUUCUGGUAUUUGGAACAACUUAUGGGGGAUUGUGGCUCCGGCUAGAGUUAAACAUCUUCUUUGGAGAAUUUGUAGGGAUUUUCUUCCGACGAGAGUGCGUCUCCGGUUGCAUCGUGUUCCUUGUGUUCCUAAUUGUCCAACUUGUGAUAGUGCUUACGAAGAUGAUUGGCAUGUUCUUUUUGGGUGCCAUGAUGUGAUUUCCUCUUGGCGGGCAGCAGGUUUGUUUAAUGUCAUAUCCCCCCGUCUUCACUCUUUUCAGGAUGCUAAAUCUAUUAUCUUUGAUGUUUGCUGUAAGGAAGAUAGAAAUACUGCAGGUAGAGUUGCGGUUAUGAUAGAAGGAUUGUGGAAGAACAGGAAUGAUUGGUUAUGGAACAAGGAGAAAGAAGAUGCUUCUAAGCUUGGUUGGCUCGCCUAUCACAAAUGGCAAGAUUGGUUCUCAGCCCAACAAACUUUAGGGACAACGAAUCGUGGUUGGUGUCUCCGUGAUGAUCAUGGGGAAUUUGUAGUUGCCGGCACGGCUUGGGAUGGUGGAACUUUUUUUGUCCUUGAAGCGGAGGCCUUGGCCCUCAAGGAAGCUAUUCGAGAGGUGCUUGUUCAUGGUCUUAAGUCUAAUUCUUGUGGUAAUUCUGAGUUUAAUGUUAUUAUUAACUCUAUUAAGUUGUUACUGUUAGCUUUUCCCAACUUUGAGGUUAAGUUUGUUAAGCGUCAAGCGAAUUUGGUUGCCCACUCCUUAGCUAAGGCGGCCAAUUCCUGGACUCGACGCAUGUUGUUUGAUGUAAUUCCUCUUUGUAUCUCCUCUUAUUUGAUUAAUGAAAGUUAA